AUGAAAAUUCAGUGUGAUGUCUGUGAGAAAGCUCCUGCUACUGUGAUUUGUUGUGCUGAUGAAGCUGCUUUGUGUGCUAAAUGUGAUGUUGAAGUUCAUGCUGCUAACAAACUUGCUAGCAAGCAUCAAAGGCUUCUCCUUCAAUCUCUUUCUAAUAAGCUUCCCAAAUGUGAUAUCUGCCAAGAUAAGCCAGCUUUCAUAUUUUGUGUUGAAGAUAGAGCACUGUUCUGUAAGGACUGUGAUGAACCAAUUCAUGUAGCUGGUAGUCUUUCUGCGAACCACCAGCGCUUUCUCGCGACAGUUCCUGCACAGCUAGUGCCUAGUUUUGAUUCCUCUUGGGCUGUUGAUGACUUACUGGAAUUUACAGACUUUGACUCUUCAGACAAAAAGCAAUCUAUGGAAUUUGGAGAGCUUGAGUGGUUAUCAGACGCAGGUCUUUUCAACGAACAGUUUCCUCAUGAAGGUUUAGCAGCGGCUGAAGUUCCUCAACUUCCAUUAACACAUGCUAGCAAUGUUGCCUCAUAUAAAGCUCCUAAAUCUUAUAUGUCUUACAAAAAACCUAGGAUUGAAGUCCACCGUGAAGACGAUGAUGAUGAGCAUUUCACUGUGCCUGAUCUUGGAUAA
Vicia faba (fava bean) is the source of this 624-nucleotide messenger RNA. The record is from the annotation of a GenBank genome assembly. NCBI's taxonomy places the organism in Eukaryota, Viridiplantae, Streptophyta, Magnoliopsida, Fabales, Fabaceae.